AUGAUGGCCAAAAAUGUGGACAACUCUCACAUCAUUGAGCGAAGACUUCGACCCAUUUAUGAUUGUUUGGAUAACGGGAACAACAAGAAGGCUCUUCAGGAGGCGGACAAAGUGCUUAAGAAGCAGAAGGACUUGUUGUGCGCCAAAACCGACAAAGCGGUGGCCGAAGCGGUGACACAACUCAAGACAUUGAUGGACACCGAAGACGAGAAUAAACAGCAAUUAUCGUACGAUUCGUUGACCGAAAUUCACAAAUGUCUUCAACGAAUUGACACCAAUUAUGAGCUCUAUUUCUACCAACUCUUGGAUGAAUGUCGCGUUGUUUUACCUCAAAGUCGAAAGAACAAAGAACUCGAGGACCGUUUGGCUGAAUUGAAUUGCAAGCAAUCCAACAGAGAAUACAAUUCGAUGACCUCUUCGGUGAGCGUCGGCUCCAAUCCGGCCAAACAGUCGGCCGAAAGCGUCUCAUUUGGGGCCGAAUUCCGUCAAAUGCGUCCGACACUCAUCGCCACCGCCAACGCAUUCCUCACAAUUGGCGGCACUUUCUUCUUCUGCUAUAAAGCGGUCGAGUAUUCACUUCCGGAGCCAAAUAUCUCCUCUCAAAUACUGAGCGGACUCUUUGGCGCUCUGGUCGUAGCCAUGGCUGAGAUCUACUUUUUGGUCAGAAUUAUAUAAACAAAUCACUUCUUUUGUUAACUCUUUUUUAAGAAUAUAUUUAUUGUUAAAUAAUUUAAGAAACACUUUAAACACAAAUAUCAUGUAAUAAUCGGAAAUAAAUUUAAACGAAAUGCACUUUAAUUACAA
Molecule: messenger RNA, 804 nt
Organism: Medioppia subpectinata
Lineage: Eukaryota; Metazoa; Arthropoda; Arachnida; Sarcoptiformes; Oppiidae
Source: the annotation of a GenBank genome assembly